UCCAUCUGUUGGAGUAAACUAAAAACCAAACUUGGGAUUGGAAUUCCGCGUUACCCCUGCUAAAAGUUUGUUUAUAAUCAAAAUUAGCGGGGUUUCCUGUUUCAAGUCAUCAUAUUUCAAGUAUUUUUUCAUUCGUGAGUCAUACGAUAUCAUUUCAAUAACCAGCCUCUAGCAUUAUAACGAUGAAUGCACCUAAUGGCCGGGGCUCAGUGAUCGGCAAUUUCAGCUUUGAAGGAGAUUCGCUGCCUGAGUUUUCUGAAUUUGAAGACACACCUAGCGAAGUUUUUGCCUACAAGAACGAAAGGAAACUUUCAGAAGGAAAAAUGGCGCCUAUAACCGUUAUUGAAACAAUCACCAUUACCCGGCCUUUGAAGGUAAUAGCCUUCUUGUGCGGUGCCCUGGCUUUGGCCUUGUUGGUUAUGUCAUUAGCUUCGACUGAUUGGUUGCUAGCCCAUGGCUGGCGUCAAGGACUCUUUCUUCACUGUGUCGACGAGAUGGCCGAAAGACCCUUACCUUUUGGUCUGGAAGAAAAAGUCGGCUGCUACCGCGUUCGGGAUGAAUAUUAUAUUCAAUUUACUGCUGCUCUUUGUAUUUUGGCUUUAGCCACGGACGUUUUCGCUACUCUUCUCACAGGUUUGGGGCUGCAGAGUGGAGAUCCUCUAAAAAAGCGGAAGUACUACCGUUUGGCCAUCUCCGUCAUGCUGGCGUCACUGGUAUCAGCGCUGGUGGCCCUGGUUCUGUACCCGGUCUCUUUCGCACGUGAGUUACCUCAUGGUAACAGAUCCGUCUGGGAAUUUGGCUGGGCUUACGGAGUUGCUUGGGGUGCUGCAAUUUUCCUGUUUGGCGCCUCCGUCCUUCUCAUGUGUGACAAAGAGGCGGAGGAAGUUUACUACAAGGAACGCGAUGUCCACCUUGCCGAGAAAUCCGGCACCAACUGAAUGAAUACUUUUCCUACUAUUCUGAGUUCCCUCUCUCUCUCUCUCUCUCUCCUCACUUUUUUGCGUGUUGUGUGGUUUGCCUUCCCUUAAGUUACAUUCUAAUCUCAACACUUAUACUGUAUACAUAGGACUAGCGUUGUGUGCACUCUCCUUACGGUAGUCCAGCACUAGUUGCACUCGUUUGGUGGUACUCAUCACAUAACUUGAUAUUGUACUUGCUUUGAAGGAAAAUAAUGUUGAAAUGAAACCACUAAUCGUGUCGAUGAAGAAGAAGAGAUAUUUUACAAGUAAUAAGACAAUGAGACAUUGGAUUCUUUUUCAGUGAGUAACAUUUUUUUAAGACUCUCUGAACUGAAUCGCACGAUUGCGAGCGGCCUUGUCGUCUCCCUCCUUAAUGCCCACUUCCCUCCCACCCACCAAUUGUCGAAGGACAUAGGCUACACAAAACCCCGUUUGUUGUAGUACGAGUAAGGAAAUGUUCUGAUGCUGCUUGUCUCCCCAAAAAUUGCCCGUUUUCUCACGCGCCUCAUACUCUGGUGUAUGUGUGUACGAGUCGCAAUUCCCUUAUUCCCGACCCUCACUUUCUGUACGGGGUCGUUGUGUGCACGUUCCGGCCUAAAUUUAUUAAGAUUCCUUUCCCUCUGUCAAAUGGAAACCCAAAUAUUGUCGCAGUUAAGGAAGCCUUCAAUUUGUAAUCUGAAGGUUACAUCCCAUUUUCUGUCUGUCUCUAUUUCUCCUUUUUUUUUCUUCAUCUAAUCGCAUCUAGUCAGGGAAAAAAAAUUAAUAACGGUGUGUGACGACAAUUACCAUGUUGCAGCUAACCUCCAUAUUUUAAGGAAACAGUAUUUCAAUACUCUUUGCAUAGGAUAUUUAUACAAUUUUCUGUUUUUAGUUUUUUGUGUUUCUGGUGAAUUGGUAGAUAUUAAUUCGUGAGUGUGUCGUCAUCCGUGUCGGAUUACUAUAUGAUCAACUAUUCGUCCACGCACAGCUUUGACCAUCACACACACAUACACAAUCCCAGUCUCUUUCCCGCUCUGUCUCUCUUAAAUCUAUCUGGCUGUCAUUAUUUAUUAAUUUCUUCUUGAUAUCCUGCACCAAAAGCCUCUUUUCACCUUAUAUCUCAAUACAUUUGAACUGAUUUCUG
This is a messenger RNA of Daphnia pulicaria, 2082 nucleotides long. RefSeq names its product transmembrane protein 47-like. Gene Ontology annotation, biological process: cell-cell adhesion. The record is from RefSeq and is a predicted model, not a curated record. Gene Ontology annotation, cellular component: membrane; cell-cell junction. NCBI's taxonomy places the organism in Eukaryota, Metazoa, Arthropoda, Branchiopoda, Diplostraca, Daphniidae. The coding region runs from base 183 to 938 and encodes 251 amino acids. The transcript is spliced from 7 exons.